This is a messenger RNA of Pseudozyma flocculosa PF-1, 639 nucleotides long. RefSeq lists its product as uncharacterized. The coding region runs from base 1 to 639 and encodes 212 amino acids. NCBI's taxonomy places the organism in Eukaryota, Fungi, Basidiomycota, Ustilaginomycetes, Ustilaginales, Ustilaginaceae. The record is from RefSeq and is a predicted model, not a curated record. The transcript has a single exon.
AUGUCGAUCAUGAACGACUUCGCUCGCCUUGUCGGCUGGAGCGACAGCUCCGACCUCGUGCCCGCCCCCGAAGCCGGCAAUGUCGAACCAGCCGACAACGCGGCCGCCGGUCCUUCGUCGUCCCGCAACGGUCUUCGCCGCCGCCGCGACUCGAAUGGUAGCACUCAGCCCAGCGGCCAGCGCCAGCGCACCGACGAUCAGCACAAGCUCGCCGCACUCGCCCUUCAGGUCCAUGCACUCCAGCAGCGGGCCGACAAUGCCGACCACCGCGUCAACCACCUCCAGGACGGGCAUAACGCCCUGCAUGGUCGAUUCGAGAGCCACCUGGACGCGUUUGGACGUUUCGAGGCCCGCUUCGACGAACAAGCCGCCGUCGUGGACCACCUCCCCCGCGUCCUCAACCUCAUUGCGCACGAGCUCGCCGACAUCCGACUCCGCCGCGGCGGCCCUCUCGCCAUGGCUCGCCCGAUCCAGGCCGCGGCCCCUCCCCGUCUUGUCCCCCUUGUUGGCGGCCACCCGCGCCGACAGCAGAUCUGCCGCCGCUACAACCGCAACCAGUGUCCCGGAUGCGACCGCCUGCACAUCUGCAGCAAGUGCGGCGACGAGCAUCCCAGCUCCGACUGCGACUACCCGCUCUGA